AUGACGCCAAGGUAUUUACUGACAUCGCUGGCACUAAACGAUUUAUUCACGGGGAUCUUGAUAGCUCCAGUGGCACUUCUUCCAGCUUUGUACAAGUGUUGGCCUUACGGCGAAAUAUUCUGUCAGAUACAGGCGCUUUUACGUGGCGCUGUUAGCCAACAAAGUGCCAUUAUAUUGGUGUGCAUGGCUAUUGAUAGAUAUUUAUAUUUGCUACAUCCCGCUACGUAUCAUAAACAUUCUAGUAAAAAGGGUUGCGUUUUAGUUAUAAGUGUUACGUGGAUAUUAUCAGUAUCCCUAUUUGCCAUCAUGGUGCUGCCGAGAUCUGGAUAUUAUUUUAAUUCAACUGGACUCAUGGCCUGUGAUGUUUUCCAUAGCAGAGUCGCCUUCAGGAUAUUAUCAUGUUGUGCUUAUUACUUUCCAACGACUAUGGCAUUGAUGUAUUGCUACGGAUCAGGUUUUCAUGUAAGCAAAACUAGAAGUAAAUAUGAUCCAGAACCUAUUAGACCCAAUGGUGUACCCGUUUCUUGCCCAAAGACGUCACAUGGUGAACACGAAGUAGUGAUACAGGCCCCUGUGAGACCGCACAGUGUGAGCACAUCACGGACAAUGGCGGCCAUGUCGUUAGGAUUCAUCGUUAUGGUUACACCAGCUACUAUUCAGGAAGUAGUAGCGGCCUGCACUGGAUGCAAGGUUUGUUGUAGAAGGUCAAAGUCUUUCCCGAGUUAUGAAAAACCUACAACGGGAUGUUGCGGGUCUCCAGUAACAUCGGACGGCUUGCAAUCUAAAGGAGAAUUCGAAGGCCUCGGUGAAAAAUAUUGGGGAGAGAUACUAGAACGUACUGUUUCAUCCUCAUCUCUUCAUGCUAUCCAAAAAGCGUGCCACCGUGACCCUUUAAGAUGUUCAGGAUCUUUCAAGGGCUGCUCUAGUAACUGUAAGCAAGACCCAAGAUAUUUAGAAGGAUAUGGUCCAACCGACUACAGACAUCUUGACAGAUCUGCUUUUCAAAUAGAAUCAUGUUCGAGACAAUGCAGAUUGAAAAACUCAGAUAUGUGUUUAUUCAGGCCGAGUACUUCCUUAGACUGCGGUCGCUCUCGUUCCAACCUGAGUUUAGAUGAAGGACAUUUCAACAAAUCCUGUAAUGAUUCGCCAAGGAUCGAUGAUGAUAUGCAUCACUUAGAACAUAAUCUUGACCGAAUACGUAGUUUAAGUCAUGAGAGAAGCUUUAAUGCUUACGGACUAAAAGAAAAUAGCAACUUAUUAGAAGUGGAAGUGAAUGAUAUAGUUGAAGAUGAAUCAGAUGAAAAUAAAGACUACGGUAAUGAGUGUGCUUCUGAUUUUCUUGAUGAAAAAGGUGAAUAUAGUGCUCAGAAAUUUUCACGUACUUCGUCUCUAUCGAAUAGGGAACUUGACGUUAUCAAAGAAAGCUCCAGGAGCUCAAGUGAUACUGAGGUGACAUUAACACGAUGA
Molecule: messenger RNA, 1467 nt
Organism: Arctia plantaginis
Lineage: Eukaryota; Metazoa; Arthropoda; Insecta; Lepidoptera; Erebidae
Source: the annotation of a GenBank genome assembly